UUCUGUGGCUUUUGUUUGCUACUCACAAAAACAAAAACAGGAAUUUUUUUUUUAAAUAUUUAUUUUUUCAUUUUUUUUAGGUGGACACAAUAUCUUUAUUUUACAUUUAUGUGGUGCUGAGAAUCGAACCCAGUGCCUCACGCAUGCUAGGCGAUUGCACUACCACUUGAGCCACAUCCCCAGCCCUCCAGGAAAUUUUAAUAAUAGUUUAUGUAUUUAAUGAGAAUUACAGGUGUUAACUUAAGAUUAUCUCAUUCACGAGAAAAAUGGGGUUCUUGCACAUAGUAUUAAGAAUCCCAUUUUACACCUAGAAUUCAACUAAUAGGGGUAACAUGUAUGUUACUUUGUUUAUUUAACUUAAUAAGAUAGAGUAGAAUAACUUUAGUGAUUUCAGGACAGAUGUUUUUCUAAUGAGCCUGAAAGAAAAUUGUGGUAUAAAUCACAUUUUUUUAAAAAUGAUGACUUAAACCCAUUAAGAAUGUCAGCAAGUCCCUGUAAAUAUUCUCUGCAGUUAGAGUGACAUCUCUUGUAUUAAGUCAUCAGUUAUGAACUCAAGAUGAAAAUGGGACAUUAAUGAGGAUGACAGAAUAGAUUUCAGUUUCAUCCUCUCCAAAAACAAGUUGGUGGUGUUGCCUGGUAACAGAUUGGGGGAGCUCCCCAAUAUAAAGGCAUUUGCUUCUAGAAUUAGAUAUAUAGAAAAGCCAGAACAAGUGAAAAUUUUUUCCAUGUGCACAUUAAUUUCUUUCAGAUUGAUUUGGAAGUAAAACAAAUUUCUUAAAGCUCAUAGCUUUCAAAUGUGGGAGAUAUCAUACAAAUUGUAAGAAUUCCACUAAUGUGUUUUGAAUCUCAUAUUUUUUGCAGAAAUUAACCUGCAGUUACACCCUACUUUUUCCAACCCUGGUAUGGUUUUAUGUUAAUUAGGUUCUCAAUUAUAACUAGACUGACAACUGGAUAUAUUCCAUUUAUCUUUAGUUGGAACUAUAAUCUAAUUGCAUUAAACAAAAGGGAGGAAUUUAAGGUAAGAAUACAGGCUUGUUUAUAGAACUUAAGGGCAGAAAUACAAUCAGAACUCUAAGAGAAAUUGGAACUAGAGUUUGAAAAGUCAUCAGGAAUCCAGGAAGAACUUUCAGUCCGCAUUUUUCUCUGCCUGUCUGCCUGUCUUAUUUCUCCUAUUUUCUCAGCUUUAUAAUGUGAAAGGUAAAUUCUUUGGCUCAUUACCCAAAGUGCACAUGACCUAUCAGCAUGUUGACAGCAUGGAAACAUGUUGACUGAGAUCGUAAGCCUAUGAAGUGAGCAUAGUUUCCAGAGAACCCCUGUGGGCUGAGGGUACGAUAAAGUGUCACUUCAAAAUUUAAUAUUUUGAGGUUUCUUUCUAUUUUCAAGUUGCAGGCUAGUGAAACUCUACGAAACAGCACUCACAGUAACACAGCUGCAGAUUUACUGCAAGCCAAACAACAGAUUCUCACUCAUCAACAACAGCUUGAAGAAAAAGACCAUCUAUUAGAAGAUUAUCAAAAAAAGAAAGAAGACUUCAAAAUGCAAAUUAAUUUCUUACAGGAGAAAAUUAAAGUAUAUGAAAUGGAACAAGAUGAAGUAGAAAAGUCAAAUAAAAAAGAAUUACAGGAAAAGGAGGCAAUCAUCCAGGCAUUAAAUAUAAGAAUAAUAGAAGAAAAAAAGAAUCUUGAGCUAAAAGAUCAAGUCACAGCCACUGAAAAAUUAAUGAGAGAAUUACAAGAACAAAUUGCAAGUAUGAAAUUAGAGCUGGCUAAUUCUAAGCAAAAAGAAAAACAAUGUUCUGAAGAAAUAAAACAGUUUAUGGGUAAAGUUGAAGACCUUCAGAAAAGACAUCAUUACACAGAUAGCCAGUUUGAAUCUGAUGCGGUACAGAGAAUGGUGGAACAAGAAAUGCAGAAAAGAUUAAAGCAACUCCGAGAAGAGAUGGAUGAAAUGUAUGGGCAACAGAUAGUACAGAUGAAACAAGAGUUAAUAAAGCAACACAUGUCACAGAUAGAGGAACUUAAAGCACAACAUAAGGAAGAAAUUGAGAGUGUUUUAAAAUCACAUUUAAAUAUUAGAAUUAAUGAAGAUCAAAUAAAGUUAAUGAACAUGGCAAUAAAUGAACUGAAUAUGAAAUUACAAGAUAUUAACGCUCAAAAGGAAAAACUCCAAGAAGAACUAGGAAUAGUUUCAGGAGAAAAAUCUACUCUGCAGAGACAACUUGAUGACAUUUUUGAAGAACUGAACUUUUUAAGGGACCAAAUUCAGAGAGCUAGAAUGAUAAUAGCUGAACAAGAAAGUCAACUGAAUGAAGCACAUAAGUCCCUUAGUACAGUGGAAGCUUUAAAAGCUGAGAUUGUUCUGGCAUCUGAAUCUAGGAAAGAACUAGAGUUAAAACAUGAAGCAGAAGUUACAAAUUGCAAGCUAAAACUUGAAAUGUUGGAAAAAGAAAAAAAUGCUGUAUUAGAAUGGCUGAAUCACAAGAAGCUGAAUUAGAGAGGCUGAGAACACAGCUUCUAUUUAGUCAUGAAGAAGAACUUUCGAAACUAAAAGAAGAUUUAGAAGUUGAACAUCGAAUAAAUAUUGAAGAACUUAA
This is a messenger RNA of Marmota monax (woodchuck), 2593 nucleotides long. RefSeq names its product A-kinase anchor protein 9-like. Lineage: Eukaryota; Metazoa; Chordata; Mammalia; Rodentia; Sciuridae. The transcript has 2 exons. The coding region runs from base 1537 to 2493 and encodes 318 amino acids. Gene Ontology annotation, molecular function: molecular adaptor activity; potassium channel regulator activity; protein kinase A regulatory subunit binding. The record is from RefSeq and is a predicted model, not a curated record. Gene Ontology annotation, biological process: maintenance of centrosome location; signal transduction; regulation of Golgi organization. Gene Ontology annotation, cellular component: Golgi stack; synaptic membrane; cis-Golgi network.